CACCACCACUACCACCACCACCGCCGCCGCUGCUGCCGCCACCGCCACCGCCGUGUUCGGGUGUAGAAUUUGGAAUCCCUGCGUCUGGUUAACAAUGAAGCAGAGUUCGAACGUGCCGGCUUUCCUCAGCAAGCUGUGGACGCUUGUGGAGGAAACCCAUACCAACGAAUUCAUCACCUGGAGCCAGAAUGGCCAAAGUUUUCUGGUUUUGGAUGAACAAAGAUUUGCAAAAGAAAUUCUCCCCAAAUAUUUCAAGCACAAUAACAUGGCAAGCUUUGUGAGGCAACUGAAUAUGUAUGGUUUCCGUAAAGUUGUACAUAUUGACUCCGGAAUUGUAAAGCAGGAAAGAGAUGGUCCUGUUGAAUUUCAGCACCCUUACUUCAAACAAGGCCAGGAUGACUUGUUGGAGAACAUUAAAAGGAAGGUUUCAUCUUCAAAACCAGGAAAUAAGAUUCGUCAGGAAGAUUUAACAAAAAUUAUAAGUAGUGCUCAGAAGGUUCAAAUAAAACAGGAAACUAUUGAGUCCAGGCUUUCUGAAUUAAAAGGUAAAAAUGAGUCCCUUUGGAAGGAGGUGUCAGAAUUACGAGCAAAACAUGCACAACAGCAACAAGUUAUUCGAAAGAUUGUCCAGUUUAUUGUUACGUUGGUUCAGAAUAACCAACUUGUGAGUUUAAAACGUAAAAGGCCUCUACUUCUAAAUACUAAUGGAGCCCAAAAGAAGAACCUGUUUCAACAUAUAGUCAAAGAACCAGCUGAUAAUCACCAUCAUAAAGUUCCACAUAGUAGGACUGAAGGUUUAAAGCCAAGGGAGCGGAUAUCAGAUGACAUUAUUAUUUAUGAUGUAACUGAUGAUAAUGCAGAUGAAGAAAAUAUCCCUGUUAUUCCAGAAACUAAUGAGGAUGCUAUAUCUGAUCCCUCCAACUGUAGCCAGUACCCUGAUAUUGUCAUUGUUGAAGAUGACAAUGAAGAUGAGUAUGCACCUGUCAUUCAGAGUGGAGAUCAGAAUGAACCAGCUAGAGAAUCCCUAAGUUCAGGCAGUGAUGGCACCAGCCCUCUCAUGUCUAGUGCUGUCCAGCUAAAUGGCUCAUCUAGUCUGACCACAGAAGAUCCUGUGACCAUGAUGGAUUCCAUUUUAAAUGAUAACAUCAAUCUUUUGGGAAAGGUUGAGCUGUUGGAUUAUCUUGACAGUAUUGAUUGCAGCUUAGAGGACUUCCAAGCCAUGCUGUCAGGAAGACAGUUUAGCAUAGACCCAGAUCUCCUGGUUGAUCUUUUCACUAGUUCUGUGCAGAUGAAUCCCACAGAUUACAUCAAUAAUACAAAAUCUGAGAAUAAAGGAUUAGAAACUACCAAGAACAAUGUAGUUCAGCCAGUUUCAGAAGAGGGAAGAAAAUCUAAACCCAAAACAGAUAAGCAGCUUAUCCAGUACACUGCCUUUCCACUUCUUGCAUUCCUCGAUGGGAACCCUGCUUCUACUGUUGAACAGGGGAGUACAGCAUCAUCAGAAGUUAUGUCCUCUGUAGAUAAACCCAUAGAAGUUGAUGAGCUUCUGGAUAGCAGCCUAGAUCCAGAGCCAACCCAAAGUAAGCUUGUUCGCCUGGAGCCAUUGACUGAAGCCGAAGCUAGUGAAGCCACACUGUUUUAUUUAUGUGAACUUGCUCCUGCACCUCUGGAUAGUGAUAUGCCACUUUUAGAUAGUUAAAUCCCCAAGAAGUGGACUCUACAUGUAUAUAUUCAUCAAAAUGAUGAACUAUUUAUUUUAAAGUAUCAUUUGGUACUUUUUUUUGUAAAUUGCUUUGUUUUGUUUAAUCAGAUACUGUGGAAUCAAAAGCACCUUUUGCUUUUCUCACACACUCUUGCAAAGCUUUCAGAUGUUACUCAGCUACAUAGGUACACAAGAUUUAAUGCACAUUGUUGGUAUAUCUCUAAGUUGGAUUCAAAUGGCCAUUUUUCUCCAGUUAUAGUAAAUUGGAUUUCUUUUUUACAUAUAUACCCAUUAACCCCAGUUAAACUUUUUUGUUUGUUUUACUUGUUUGAUGCUGUCUGUUUGCAUUGAGUGUAAGUCACUAGAACUAAUGGUAGAACUCUUAAAGCUUUGUCUGUUCCAGUUACUUUUACUAAAUAUUUUUCACUUGGCUUAUUUUUAAAAACUGGGAACAUAAAGUGCCUGUAUCUUGUAAAACUUCAUUUGUCUCUCUUGUUCAGAGAAGUUCAUUCAUGUUCAACAGGAAAGGCAAAGUAUACUUGAGUGCUUGCUGUCAGAUAUGGCUCCAGCUUCAUAUACAUAGAAAGAAGGGAAUGGGAUGGCAUCAACCCCAUCCAUCUCGUUGGACUAGUUUUAAGUAAAAGUUUUCUGAUUUGUUUGUGUUUUUUUUGAACCAUACUAUUUAGUAAAAUAAAUAUAAUGAAUGUUGCGUA
Molecule: messenger RNA, 2415 nt
Organism: Lynx canadensis (Canada lynx)
Lineage: Eukaryota; Metazoa; Chordata; Mammalia; Carnivora; Felidae
Gene: HSF2
Product: heat shock transcription factor 2
Biological process (GO): regulation of DNA-templated transcription
Molecular function (GO): DNA-binding transcription factor activity; sequence-specific DNA binding
Source: RefSeq, a predicted model, not a curated record